Varanus komodoensis (Komodo dragon) is the source of this 996-nucleotide messenger RNA. Its product is annotated as monocarboxylate transporter 13-like. Bases 16 to 918 code for a protein of 300 amino acids. The record is from RefSeq and is a predicted model, not a curated record. Gene Ontology annotation, biological process: monocarboxylic acid transport; transmembrane transport. The transcript is spliced from 5 exons. NCBI's taxonomy places the organism in Eukaryota, Metazoa, Chordata, Lepidosauria, Squamata, Varanidae. Gene Ontology annotation, molecular function: monocarboxylic acid transmembrane transporter activity.
UCCCCGGCUCCCCAGAUGCCAUCCUCUGACCCAGUGAGCAGCUGGGGGUGGGUGGUCGUCCUUUCGGGCUUCGUGCAGUCGGCCCUGGUCUUCGGCGUGAUCCGCUCCUUUGGGGUCUUCUUCGUGGAGUUUGUGGCCUAUUUCGAAGAAUCCUCAAGCACCGUCUCCUGGAUCCCAUCCCUCGGGGUGGCCAUCCUGCAGUUUGCAAGCCCGCUGAGCAGUGCCCUGGCCGCCCGCUAUGGGGCUCGCCCCGUCGUGGUGCUCGGAGGCUGCCUCGCUGCUCUCGGCCUGAUGCUGGCCUCCUUCUCCGUCACCAUCACCCACCUCUACCUGAGCGCCGGCCUGCUCACAGGGCUGGGCUGGGCGCUGGUGGUCACGCCCUGCGUGGCGACCGUGGCGCAGUACUUCGAGCAGCGGCGCACGCUGGCCACGGGGCUGGCGGCGGCGGGCGCGGGCGUCUCGGCGCUGCUGCUGCCGCCCGCCUCGCUGGCCCUGCUGCCCCUGGGCCGCGGCCCCGCCUCGCUGGGCGCGCUGGCCGCCGGCUACGGCUUCGCGGCGGGCGCGCUCGUCCCGCUCCAGUACAGCGGCCUGGCCGAGGUCGUGGGCGCCGGACACGUGCUGCGCGCCAUCGGCCUGAUGCACAUGCUGGAGAGCGCGGGCGCCCUGCUGGGGACCCCGCUGUCAGGUCUGCUGAGAGACCGCACAGGGAGUUACGCCGUCUCCUUCGUUGUGGCCGGGCUGCUCCUCCUGGCCGGCACGCUGCUGCUUUUCACCAUGCCAAAUUACUUCUCCUGCGCCAGGCCGCCCGGCUCCAAGUUGGCGAGCUCAGCGGGGCAGCCAGACCUCGAGUCCUCUGAAAUCAGGGGCUCCCCGCAGCAAGACCGGGGCCUGGACCAGCACAAGGCCGUGACCAGCUAGGCAGUGCCAGCAGCCGAGCAGGGGAGCCCCCUUCGCCUGAAACGCUUCCUGGGGCCGUGGAAAGAAGGGGGGGGAAGG